This is a messenger RNA of Psylliodes chrysocephalus, 1144 nucleotides long. NCBI's taxonomy places the organism in Eukaryota, Metazoa, Arthropoda, Insecta, Coleoptera, Chrysomelidae. The record is from the annotation of a GenBank genome assembly.
CUUCUACCCAAAGAAAAUCGAUGGACAAGGGAUAUUUUUCAAAAUAAUUAUCGUAUAUAAUCCACGUGCGUUUUGUUUAGUUAAUGUUGCGUGACCUUAACACAAGAGUGGAUGAACUUGACAUGGAAGAUAAUCUCUCGAUGCAUUUCAGAUGUGCAUUUUUCAUCCAUCGCUUGCAAGCUAUACAAACAGAGGCUGAUUUGAAUUUCGAAAAUUGCUGAAAACUUUGAAAACUAAAAGCUCGGCUGCAAUCGUAGUACUUCGUUGUUUAAAAAAAAAUUGUUGAAUAUUACAUUCGCUAAAGGUAAUCGUGUCCAUAAGUAAUUCGAUAGAGAAUCUUGAAGGAUGUUGCAAGUAUGUAUUGUUUUACUCUCGCUGGUAGCAUCUGGUUUGGCAGGAAAUUCAGAUCUUGCAAGUGGAAAUGACAUAGGAAGUAAUAAUGGUUACGGAUAUGGAUAUUCUGGAAGCUACUCAGGUACAGGCAACCCGCCAGAAAAUUUUAAUUUCCCACAUUUCGAUUUCAACAAUUUAUUUAGUAAUUUUCAAAGGUUUCAACAAGAUUUGCAAAGAAAUAUAUUAGCCCAAGCUGAAGCUACCCAAAAUUUUGCUAAAGCAGGAUCACCUACUGGUAGUGCGGGAAGUUUUCAAGAAGGAUAUGGUGGAGGAUACUCUGGAGGUCAAUCUUUUGGAGGAUCUUUUUCGGGUGGUUACCCUGGUGGAGCUGGAUUUCAGUUUAUUCCAGGAGUAGGAGCUAAUUUUGGUUCUGGUGCAGAUGGAGCAUCCGCUUUCGGAUCAAUAGGCCCUGAUGGAAUUCAACAAAAAGCCUCAAUUUUUCCAGAAAAUCCAAAUAUCCCCAAUGUAAAUGUUCGUUUUGGUGCUGAUGGGAACCCAAAUGGAUUUAAGAGUGUGUUUACAUCGAGUUCAAGUAUGACCACAAAUGUUGAUGGCAAACCUAAAACAGUUAAACAAGCUUCUACUACUGUCAAUGAUAAUGGAAAAAUCACCACAUAUACAGCUAAAUAUCCAUGAAAAUAUAUUUAUAAGCCUUAUUUUUAAAUGUAAAAUAUUCUCAAAUUUUAUGCUAAUGGCAAGUACUUAGUUACUUUAUUUUUAAUAAACGUUAGAAUUCAUGUUUUUUUAUUUU